AUGUCGGCAGUGAUUGACUAUCGAGGACAAGCCCUAGCUGAAACCAUCUAUCGGUACACUCUUUUUACAUCGGCUAUUGUUGGAUUUAUUGUUGGAUUUUACUUCCAGAAAUUUUCAUUCGGUUUUUAUAUUUUUGCUAUCGGAACGUUACUGGCUUUGAUUCUUACGGUUCCUUCAUGGCCUUUCUAUCGAAAACAUCCAGUGGUGUGGCGAACUGACGUGCCAAAUGAUUUAUCAGAAGAGGAAGAACAAGGCAAGAAAGUUAAAGCUAUUUAA
Molecule: messenger RNA, 276 nt
Organism: Naegleria fowleri
Lineage: Eukaryota; Heterolobosea; Eutetramitea; Acrasida; Naegleriidae
Exons: 2
Coding region: 1-276 (91 amino acids)
Biological process (GO): protein targeting to ER
Cellular component (GO): signal peptidase complex; endoplasmic reticulum membrane
Source: RefSeq, a predicted model, not a curated record